CCUCUUGAACUUACACGAAAAAUCCUCCGAGAUAAACUGAAAAAGAAGAAUUCUGGUCAGCCCAUUCCAGUAUUUCCAUCCUGGGUAUAUGAGAGACCUGCGCUUAUUGGUGAUUUCUUAAUUGGCACCGGUUUAAGCACUGACACAACAGUACCUAUAGGUACUUUGCCGUUAGCCUCCCAAGAAUCCAUGAUUGUGGAAGACUUACUCUACGUUCUCAUUGGUGUGGAUGGAAGAUAUAUCACAGCACAGCCUCUCGUAGGCAGGCAGAACCGAGGGUUUUCAGUUGAUCCAAACUUGGACUUGUCCAUCAAAGAGCUGGUAACCAGGAUUCUUCCUGUAGCAGCAAGUUACUCUGCUGUCACCAGAUUUAUAGAGGAGAAGUCUUCCUUUGAGUAUGGACAGGUAAAUCAUGCUCUGGCUGCAGCUAUGCGGACUCUAAUCAAGGAAUACAUGAUACUGAUUACCCAACUGGAACAUCUUCAGAGACAGGGACUUCUGUCACUGCAGAAACUCUGGUUUUAUAUCCAGCCCACAAUGAGGACCCUAGAGAUUCUUGCUUCACUUGCUACUUCUGUGGAUAAAGGUGAGUGUAUGGGAGGCUCCACCCUGAGCUUACUCCACGACAAGACUUUCAAUUACACGGGGGACAGCCAGGCCCAGGAGCUGUGCCUGUAUUUAACCAAGGCAGCCAGCGUGCCUUAUUUUGAAAUUCUGGAAAAGUGGAUAUAUCGAGGCAUCAUCAACGAUCCGUACAGUGAGUUCAUGGUGGAGGAACAUGAGCUGCAGAAGGAGAAAAUUCAAGAGGACUAUAACGACAAGUAUUGGGAUCAAAGAUACACUGUUGUUCAGCAACAAAUUCCCUCAUUCUUGCAGAAAAUGGCUGACAAAAUACUAAGCACGGGAAAGUACUUAAAUGUUGUGCGAGAAUGCGGACGUGAUGUUACCUGCCCUGUGGCUAAAGAGGUCAUCUAUACUUUAAAAGAGCGAGCAUAUGUGGAACAAAUAGAAAAAGCAUAUAACUACGCUAGCAAAGUUCUUCUGGAUUUCCUAAUGGAGGAGAAAGAGCUGGUGGCUCACCUGAGGUCUAUAAAACACUAUUUCCUGAUGGAUCAAGGGGACUUUUUUGUUCACUUCAUGGAUCUCACAGAAGAGGAGCUUAAGAAGCCUGUGGACGACAUCGUAACUACAAGACUAGAGGCUCUGCUUGAAUUAGCCCUGCGAAUGAGCACAGCCAACACGGAUCCUUUCAAGGACGAUUUAAAG
Messenger RNA from Apaloderma vittatum (bar-tailed trogon), 1266 nucleotides. It is a transcript of the gene TUBGCP2, whose product is annotated as tubulin, gamma complex associated protein 2. Gene Ontology annotation, biological process: meiotic cell cycle; cytoplasmic microtubule organization; mitotic cell cycle. The transcript has 7 exons. Lineage: Eukaryota; Metazoa; Chordata; Aves; Trogoniformes; Trogonidae. Gene Ontology annotation, cellular component: centrosome; gamma-tubulin small complex; spindle pole. The annotation marks the transcript as partial. Gene Ontology annotation, molecular function: microtubule minus-end binding; gamma-tubulin binding. The record is from RefSeq and is a predicted model, not a curated record.